Messenger RNA from Eurytemora carolleeae, 2558 nucleotides. RefSeq lists its product as uncharacterized. The transcript has 10 exons. The record is from RefSeq and is a predicted model, not a curated record. The coding region runs from base 72 to 2318 and encodes 748 amino acids. Lineage: Eukaryota; Metazoa; Arthropoda; Copepoda; Calanoida; Temoridae.
CACAGUUAACUGUGAAUGUGAUAAAAAUAUGUGAUGUAAACAUAGACACGUUUAUUACGUGAAAACCAAAAAUGGCCUCAGAUCGUUCAGAAGUAUCCGGAGCUCAAGUAGGGAUGAAAACAGAUUCCUUGAAGUUAAUCUGCCAGCUUUCUCUUCUUAAACAUCUUCACAGAGUAGGGUUCAAGCUUGAGUAUUCCCUCGGAGACAAAUCUGGCGGGAAAAAUUUCUAUCUUCGAGGGAUCCAAGGAGAGGUGACCAGACCUGUUUGGAACAGGGAUUAUCUAUAUCUCAACAGUUUCAUUCAGCAGGUUCGAGAAUAUCUGCAGGAGAACUCGGUUCAUGCGGUUCUCAAUGAUCUCUUCUAUCUCGCAUUAGAUAUAUUUAAUAGGUAUGAUAACCGCCGACGGAUGGGCGUUGAGCUGAUGAUUCUCUGUAUGCUAACCAGUCCUUCUCUGACUAGUUGGGAGAUUCCGGAUAAAUAUCAGGCGCAAUACUUCAUUCUGGAUAUGCUUGUAUCAUGCAGGCAACGAUUUCAGAAACCCAAUGCUGCUGCUUUUUGGUCAAAACAAUCCGAAUCCUUGCUGAUAUCAACCUUCAAACAUAGCUGCAAGCUCAGCAGGCUGGUUCUCUCUCUCUGCAAUGACCUGAUACUAAGGGCAAUCUCAGUGUACUGCAGGAAUCUUAGUGAGUUGGAGGUCCAGCUAGCUCAAGAUGUAACAGAGGAAGGAUUACUUGCAAUCUCUGGAAGAUCAAUUAAACAAUCUGAUCAAGGUUUCAAUGGUCCCUGGGAGAAUGCCCUCUAUCUACAGAAAGAUUUUGGUGCACCUCGGGAGUGGUAUAUCAAAGAUUCUAUGAUGUUUACUCCGCCAUGCUUAGCCAAACGUCCUUUUCCUCCUAAACAAUGUGAGAAACUGAUCAAAACCUUUCCAACAUCUUUCGGAUGUACCAAACUCCGAAAGUUUCGACUUUUCGGAGAUAUAGUCUUUCCACCACUAGUGUCGCGAGCAAAAGCCAACAAGAAUGUUGUUGGUCCUGCAUUAGAAGUCGGGUUCUAUGUCUUCCUGAUAUAUUUAAAAAAUCUGCAGCAAUUUAAUGUCGGGUUUACUCCACUUGUUGUUGCUAGAUUAGCACAGCUCCUAUCUGAGGAGGAACGGACAAAAACUGUGCUUAACCUAACGGAACUGUUUUUGGGUCCAGAGGAACAGCUUGAGGUGUCGGAGUUGAACGAGCUCGCUACAAUUUGUCCUAAUAUCUUGGAGCUUAAGGGAGUUUCCACCGCUAUCCUCAGCGAUGCCUGUAAACGGGAUCAGCAUAUUGCGGAUGGGGCAGUCUGUGAUUUUUUAAAGAAGUUUUCAAAACUCAAGAAAUUGACAGGAAGUAUGAAAUUUUCCUGUUUUAAUUCCUACUUCUCUCAGAGUGGACAGAAGCUGACAUAUCUCAACUGCUCUACACAUAUUUUGCACACAUAUGAUCUUAUAUUACUCCGGAGGUAUUGUGUGUGUUUGCAGAAACUUGAUGGUUGUUUCUCAGUAGAAAACACGGUAGAUCGAGCAGUUAUAGAGAACCAUACAAAUCACAAUCGGGAUAUAGGAGGAACAUUGUUAAAUAUCGACUCUCCUUGGACAUACUGGAAACUCGAGGUUCUAAAAUAUCCUUGGAAAUCUCUCCGGCAUCUGGAUUUGACUGGACGAAUAAAUUUGAAGAUAAUGCAAAUUUUGGUUGCCUCCGCAGACCUCCUUGAAACCCUGAGUGUAAAGAAUUUGCCAAAUGAAAUGGUUUCUGGAGGAAUGGCUUUCGAUGAUACCUGGAUAUCUGGUUUGUUAGAGGCCAACUCGUUACAGAACCUGAGAGAGUUUACUAUACGAAUGGAUAGUGAUCAUUUUGUUGAAGAAGGAUUCCUAACCAAGUCGAGCUUGAACGUUCUUCUCCAACAUGCAGUUCUACAGUGUCCCAAACUUGAGAAUAUUGUGGGAGAAUGGACGAAAAUACCAGACAAAGAAAUAUCCCUCUUUGAAGAUGAUGCUGCCAUUAAAGGGUUGAACGUCAAGAUAAGAAACGCUAAACCCUACAGAGACUUUCAAAAUAUUGAUGAUAAUGACAGGUUCUAUGGUAUGAAUGAAGGCUACUGGAGAUUAAGUAGUUCUGGUUCCAGGCAGUUUCCACCAAACAAUCCUCAGAUUGAGGGAGCUGUUGCAGUUGAGAAUCAAGCUGGAGUAGAUGGAAUUACUAGCGAAAAAAUUCAAAUCAGACAUCAAAGAGAAUGGGGAUAUGUGUACAGGCCAUUCAGGACAGAACCAGAGGCUUUAUCUAAUGAAUAAGAUUGUUUACAGAUAAAAAUUAGUUAAACCGAUUUAAGUUAGUUCCGUCAAUUCAAAAUUUGCAUUCUUAGAACCAAAACAUGGAAAAUACGAGAAUAUUUAAUCGUGAAUAAAAUAAUAUUUUUAUGAAACAUGUUAAAUGCGAUUUGGUAAAUCUAAGAUCCAUGGCUUACUGAUUUUUGGAAAUAAUAAUUAUUAGACGAAUUUAAAUCUCAAUUAUGUUACUUUUUCCAUAAGGAA